GGGGGGUCCGGCCGGCGCUGCCCGGAGAUGUCGGGGGUGCUGGUGAUCGCUGCCUGGUGCUUCCUGCAAGUGGAGAGCCGGCAUCCUGAGAUCAUCACGAGUAACAGCAAUCAUGGCAAUUUCCUGGACAACGACAAAUGGCUGAGCACAGUUUCGCAGUACGAUAAAGACAAGUACUGGAACAAAUUCCGGGAUGAAGUUGAGGAUGAUUAUUUCAGGAACUGGAAUCCAAACAAGCCAUUUGAUCAAGCCCUGGAUCCAUCCAAAGAUCCCUGCCUGAAGGUGAAGUGCAGCCCACACAAAGUGUGCGUCACCCACGACUACGAGACCGCGAUUUGCGUCAGCCGCAAGCAGCUGGUGCACAGCCUUCGACAAAAGAAAGGCAACUUGGCCCAGAAGCACUGGGCUGGAGCAGCCAACGUAGCCAAGUGCAAGCCCUGCCCCGUGGCACACUCCGGUGCCGUGUGCGGCUCCGACGGACACACCUACACCAGCAAGUGCAAGAUGGAGUUCCAUGCCUGUACUUCUGGCAAAACCAUCACAGCUCGAUGUGAAGGGCCCUGCCCCUGCCUGCCAGGACCUGAAAGUUUAAAACACAAGAUGGAGAAAACUGCUUGCACAGACAAGGAGCUGAGGAGUCUGGCCUCCAGGCUAAAGGACUGGUUCGGUGCCCUUCACGAGGAUGCAAAUCGUGUCAUCAAACCCACGAGCUCGGAGACAGCACAAGGCAGAUUUGACACCAGCAUCCUACCAAUCUGUAAGGAUUCCUUAGGCUGGAUGUUCAACAAACUUGACAUGAACUACGACCUGCUGCUGGAUCCCUCUGAGAUCAGUGCCAUUUAUCUGGAUAAGUACGAGCCCUGUGUCAAGCCGCUCUUCAACUCCUGCGACUCCUUCAAGGACGGGAAGCUUUCCAACAACGAGUGGUGCUACUGCUUCCAGAAGCCCAGUGGUCUUCCUUGCCAGAACGAAAUGAAUAGAAUUCAAAAGCUAAGUAGAGGGAAGAGUCUGUUGGGUGCUUUCAUCCCCCGGUGCAAUGAGGAAGGUUAUUACAAAGCCACGCAGUGCCAUGGCAGCACGGGGCAGUGCUGGUGUGUUGAUAAGUAUGGCAAUGAGAUAGCUGGCUCCAGAAAGCAGGGCACAGUCAGCUGUGAAGAAGAGCAAGAAACCUCAGGGGAUUUUGGCAGUGGUGGAUCUGUUGUAUUGUUGGAUGAUUUGGAAGAGGAACCUGAAGCAACAAAAAAAGACAAAGAAGGAAAACUGAAGAUUCAUGUAAGAGCAGCUAAUGAGGAUGAUGAAGAUGAAGAUGAUGAUAAGGAUGAUGAAAUUGGUUAUAUAUGGUAGUGCCCAUCAUAAUGAGGACUCACGUUUUGCACAAUAUUGCAACUCACAUCAUAUCUCUGCAAUUGUAUCUGAGAGUACCUGGCACAAAUAGUCCCUCUCUACUGAGUUUAAUUUUGUAUAGUCAGUUUAAUUUGGAUGACAACUGUUUUUUUCCAGCAAGGACUGUUUGGAAAACAGCUUUUGUUCAGUUGGUUUGGGGAAUUUUUGUUCUAUCCACAGGGGCAAUGAGUUUUGUUUCCAAGACCAUUUUGUGUCUUAAUCGUCACUUGCACCACUUAGGAAAUCUGUCCUGUGAAAGAAUUCUGGAAGGGGCUCAAAAAAACAAUACAAAGGCUUAGAAGCCCCUCUCAUGUCACAGAAUUUGUGUCAUAAAUUUUUGCCUGGAUCAUAUGAUCAUAUCAGAAAAAG
Molecule: messenger RNA, 1752 nt
Organism: Ficedula albicollis (Collared flycatcher)
Lineage: Eukaryota; Metazoa; Chordata; Aves; Passeriformes; Muscicapidae
Gene: SPOCK1
Product: sparc/osteonectin, cwcv and kazal-like domains proteoglycan (testican) 1
Exons: 12
Coding region: 28-1344 (438 amino acids)
Molecular function (GO): calcium ion binding; protein binding
Source: RefSeq, a predicted model, not a curated record